GAAUCGUCCUGUUCGUGAAGGAACAGGGUCGAACUUUACAAGAAUCCUAGCUAGCAAUUCUAGUUAAUAAUUUAAUAUUGGUAGCAUUGGAGAAUCCUCGUUAGAAUCCAGACAUUUCUGUCUUUCAUCCACAAGACGGAAGAGAAUGUUAGAGUAUCAUUUUUGUGCAACAACUUAGAGAUUAUUCCAAUGCUCAUUCCUAUUACAAUCCAAAACCCGACAGCUUAUUUAUUUCACAUACGACGUUACCUGUCAAAAUUUUCCAAAAACAAAGGGCUCAUUUUCUGAUGGGUGAAACCUAUGCUUCGCUCCCACCCGGGCUCGGGCACGACGAUGCAUCGCCAGUAUGGCUGAACAAAGGCGACAAUGGGUGGGAGCUAACCGCAGCAACCAUGGUCGGGCUGCAAAGCGUUCCGGGCCUGGUUAUACUCUACGGCAGCAUGGUGAAGAAAAAAUGGGCAGUGAAUUCGGCAUUCAUGGCCCUCUACGCCUUCGCCUCCGUGCUCAUAUGUUGGGUGAUGUGGGCAUAUCAGAUGUCGUUCGGGGCAGAUAUGAUCCCGGUAUUAGGAAAGCCCGAUCAGGUCAUGAUAGAUGGAGAUUUACUGGUCCAAUAUGGACACAAAUACAUCCCCACGGCUGAUUACGUUUUCUAUCAGUUUGCAUUUGCAGCGAUUACUGUGAUACUGCUGGCGGGGUCACUGCUGGGGAGGAUGAAUUUCUACGCCUGGAUGCUGUUUGUACCGCUGUGGAUCACGCUGUCCUACACGGUUGGGGCGUACACGAUUUGGGGCGCUGGGUUUUUGAGAGAGUACAUAAUCGACUAUGCUGGGGGUUAUGUCAUCCAUCUCUCUUCUGGAGUGGCUGGUUUCACUGCUGCUUAUUGGGUGGGACCAAGACAUUCACACGACAGGCAACAUUUCCCCCCAAACAACAUAAUUAACAUGCUGGGAGGCGCAGGUUUUCUGUGGAUGGGUUGGACAGGUUUUAACGGCGGAUCACCACUGGCAGCCAACACAAUAACCUCGCUUGCUGUAUUAAACACCCACAUCUGCACGGCCACCAGCCUCCUCGUCUGGCUUUCCCUCGACAUGGUUGUCUACCUCAAGAGCUCCGUCAUUGGCGCCGUUCAGGGGAUGAUCACUGGCCUGGUCUGCAUUACCCCUGGGGCUGGAAUUGUGGAUACAUGGGCAGCAGUGUUGAUGGGAAUCUUGUCGGGCUCAAUCCCAUGGUUCACAAUGAUGGUUUUGCACAAAAAGUCAUCCUUCUUCCAAAGAGUUGACGACACUCUAGGAGUUUUCCACACCCAUGCAGUAGCGGGGCUGCUCGGUGGGAUUCUAUCGGGCCUGUUUGCCAAUCCUAGGCUCCUCGAGAUGUUCUAUCCAAUGGGUAAACAGGGGCCAGGCUUCAUCUACGGUAUAGCUAACGGGAAAUUCAGACACGGGCUACGCCAAAUGGGCUUCCAAUUUGCGGGGGCCCUUUUCAUAACAGUGUGGAACGUGAUAGUAACGAGCUUGAUAUGCAUAUUGAUAAGUCGUAUGAUUCAACUUCGAAUGGAGGAAGAUGAUCUGGAAAUAGGCGACGAUGCAGUACACGGGGAGGAAGCCUACGCCCUGUGGGGCGAUGGAGAACGGCAUCCUCCACCUCUUCGCUUCCGUAUGACCCCUAGAAUGCCUUCCUUUUGUCGACGCCCCGACAGCAAAUUCUAAUGUCUUUAAUUUGUAUUAUUUCAGUCCAUCCCUAAAAAUACUUUGAUUUCUAUUGUAAAUUAAACUAGGCAGUAGAUGAUUUUGACAACAUUGUUGCCAAAGCGCCAA
Molecule: messenger RNA, 1814 nt
Organism: Sesamum indicum (sesame)
Lineage: Eukaryota; Viridiplantae; Streptophyta; Magnoliopsida; Lamiales; Pedaliaceae
Product: ammonium transporter 2 member 3
Biological process (GO): ammonium transmembrane transport
Cellular component (GO): plasma membrane
Molecular function (GO): ammonium channel activity
Source: RefSeq, a predicted model, not a curated record